This is a messenger RNA of Mangifera indica (mango), 703 nucleotides long. Its product is annotated as 54S ribosomal protein L37, mitochondrial-like. The coding region runs from base 162 to 563 and encodes 133 amino acids. Gene Ontology annotation, molecular function: structural constituent of ribosome. Gene Ontology annotation, cellular component: mitochondrial large ribosomal subunit. NCBI's taxonomy places the organism in Eukaryota, Viridiplantae, Streptophyta, Magnoliopsida, Sapindales, Anacardiaceae. The transcript is spliced from 2 exons. The record is from RefSeq and is a predicted model, not a curated record.
GUUAUUACAAAAAUGCUAUAACCAUAUAAUCCUCAAUCGACCAAACAAUUGAGUCUUGCUCUCUUGCCGCUCAAUCCUGUCGAUCUGUUCUCUGUCGCCGCUCUUGCUGGAAACCUAAUUGCUGAUCCUUGCUUUGGAACUUUCAGAUUGAGGAUAAAGUUAUGGCAGUGAACCAUAUCAGAUCUUUGAGAAGCUUUAUUAUUAUGAAGGAGGCACUUGGGGAGGUGGGCCAGCGAACAUUUGCGACUGGGACUGGUAAAGCAAAGAAGGGUGCUAAAGGAGGUGCUGCAAGCGAUGCACCAAAAGCAUCGAUACUGAGCAAAGAAGUCAAGUCUACAACAGUAGUAGGUGCCAAUAUUCUAAAGGAUGGGACAGAUCCUAAGAUCUUGGCAGAUUCUGAGUACCCUGACUGGUUGUAUCAUCUCCUUGACAAACGUCCAGCUUUGAGUGAACUAAGAAGGAAGAACACUGAAACUCUUCCUUAUGAAGAUUUAAAACGCUUUGUCAAGCUGGACAAUCGGGCAAGGAUUAAGGAAAACAACUCUAUUAAGGCCAAGAACUGAUACAAAGAGAAAAUUUAAAAAAAUUCUACCAGAGGCAUCAUUUCUUUGUCAAGCGUUAUGCAUCUUUUUUUCUAGGAUUCCUUCAAUGUAAUGGACUGGCAUGUAACUGAAUUGAAAGUAGUCAUGAUUUUACAGAUCUA